AUGAAAGGUUGUAUCUCGGUUGCUGUUGAAUGUGCCAGCAAGAAAUCGUUGAUUGCUGGCACUGUCAUAUGUCCAGCUGGAAUCUUUGGUGUUUUAGACGGGCAAUAUUAUGAAGAGUUACAGGACCUGAUACUAAACCAAAGUUACUAUGUGGUAAACUUUGAGGAUCUGCGACGGAUGCCGCCUAAGAUCAAGAGGCUAGAUUCUGUAUGGUCUGUGCCUGCGUAUUCCUUAAGAAGGAAUGACCUGCGGGUUCAUUGCAGGAAUUCCAAACUGACUCGCGCGGAAUUUGAUGAAUGUAUGCAGAAUAGUAUACCGACCCUCGAGAAACAAACCGACCUCAGUAUACCGACCCUCGAGAAACAAACCGACCUCAGUAGAACUGACAUUGGUUGGAAGAAGAGCACUGGUUUGAAGACAACCGGUAAUAAGACUAACGGUGAAAGAAGCCUCAACGAUAAAAAGGCCGUUGAAGGAAAUAGUAAUCGGCCCAGAACAACUUAG
Molecule: messenger RNA, 504 nt
Organism: Gregarina niphandrodes
Lineage: Eukaryota; Apicomplexa; Conoidasida; Eugregarinorida; Gregarinidae
Exons: 1
Coding region: 1-504 (167 amino acids)
Source: RefSeq, a predicted model, not a curated record